AUGGCAAAAGCUUUUGCAAUUGCUCUUGUAUUUCUUGCAUUCGGCACAAGAGCGGAAACAAAAACAGGGCCAUACGACUCUACAGUACUAAGCCUUCGAUGGCCUGUGUCAUUUUGUACUGCUUUUGCUUCUAGGGUAAGGUGUGAAGAGCCGAUCGAAAAUAAUUUUACAAUUCAUGGUCUCUGGCCCAUGUAUUCAGUUCCUGAGGGAUCAAUUACAGUCGACGCUUACGAUAUAAACAAAGGAUGUACGACUAUCACACCAAUGCCUAAAGAUCGUAUUAAAAAAAAAUUAUUAAAAUCGAUACGACACGACUUAAACAUAUAUUGGCACGACACUGUACACCCUCGAAGCGAGUUCCACAACAUAGAAAAUUGGCAGUACCAGUGGGGGAAACACGGGAUGUGCUUUGAUGAUCCCGAUCAACCUUUAUAUUAUUUUCAAACAGGUUUAGUUCGUGCAAAGAGUCUUAACAUCCUCGACAUACUCUCUACAGCAAAUAUCGUUCCCACUGAUGAACACGGAUAUGAUGGAGAGGCCAUUGAAACUGCCAUUAAAGAAUCUCUAAGAGUGCAACCAAUAAUUGUUUGCAACGAUUAUGGCCGAAGACUUCUAUUGUUAGAGGAAGUUCAUAUAUGCUAUCAUAAGAACGGGAGCCCAACUAUUAGUAGUUCAACUCAUCACAAGUCUGUGUGGUAUGUACAUGUCAAUAAAUGA
This is a messenger RNA of Tripterygium wilfordii, 717 nucleotides long. Its product is annotated as ribonuclease 1-like. The transcript is spliced from 4 exons. Gene Ontology annotation, biological process: RNA catabolic process. Lineage: Eukaryota; Viridiplantae; Streptophyta; Magnoliopsida; Celastrales; Celastraceae. The coding region runs from base 1 to 717 and encodes 238 amino acids. Gene Ontology annotation, cellular component: extracellular region. Gene Ontology annotation, molecular function: RNA binding; ribonuclease T2 activity. The record is from RefSeq and is a predicted model, not a curated record.